CCCUCAUCGGCAGCUCGGCGCUCGGGUGGCGGAAGUGACGUCCAGGCGCCGCAGCCAAGCGCCGAGCGGGGCUGAUGCAACCGGGAGCAGCCGCCGCUAUGGAGCCCGCGCUUGGUCCGCAAGAGAAAUAUCACCUCAUCACCCGGAACCUGCAGGAGGUGCUGGGGGAGGACAAGCUCAUGGGCAUCCUGAAGGAGCGGGAGUUGAAGAUCUACUGGGGAACGGCCACCACGGGCAAGCCGCACGUGGCUUAUUUCGUGCCCAUGUCCAAGAUCGCGGAUUUCCUCAAGGCCGGGUGCGAGGUGACGAUACUCUUCGCUGACCUCCACGCUUACCUGGACAACAUGAAGGCUCCCUGGGAGCUGCUGGAGCUGCGCACCCGCUAUUAUGAGAACGUGAUCAAAGCCAUGCUGGAGAGCAUUGGGGUGCCCCUGGAAAAGCUCAAGUUUGUCCGGGGCACCGACUACCAGCUCAGCAAGGAGUACACGCUGGACGUGUACCGCCUCUCGUCCGUGGUGACGCAGCACGACGCCAAGAAGGCAGGAGCGGAGGUGGUGAAGCAGGUGGAGCACCCUUUGCUCAGCGGUUUGCUGUACCCAGGCCUGCAGGCGCUGGAUGAGGAGUACCUGAAGGUGGACGCGCAGUUUGGAGGAGUUGAUCAGCGGAAGAUCUUCACCUUUGCAGAGAAGUACCUGCCUUCCCUGGGCUAUGCCAAACGCGUCCAUUUGAUGAAUCCGAUGGUUCCCGGUCUGACAGGCAGCAAAAUGAGCUCGUCAGAAGAGGACUCAAAGAUUGAUCUUCUGGACCGCAAGGAGGAUGUGAAGAAGAAGCUGAAGAAGGCUUUCUGCGAGCCAGGGAACGUGGAGAACAACGGCGUCCUCUCCUUCAUCAAGCACGUCCUCUUUCCCCUCAAGUCAGAAUUUGUGGUUCUGCGAGAAGAAAAAUGGGGAGGAAACAAAACCUACACAGAGUACGAGGCCCUGGAGAAAGACUUUGCUGACCAGGUUGUGCAUCCUGGAGACCUGAAGAACUCGGUGGAGGUUGCCCUGAACAAACUGCUUGACCCCAUCAGAGAGAAAUUCAACAGCCCGGAGCUGAAGAAGCUGACGAGCGCAGCGUAUCCCAACGCGGCCAAAGCCAAGCCUGCAGAGAAGAGCACCAAGAACUCGGAGCCAGAGAACGUGGACCCAUCCCGGCUGGACAUCCGCGUUGGCAAAGUGAUCAGCGUGGAAAAGCACCCGGACGCAGACAGCCUGUAUGUGGAGAAGAUCGAUGUGGGCGAGCCGGAGCCCCGCACGGUGGUCAGUGGCCUGGUGCAGUUUGUCCCCAGGGAGCAGCUGCAGGACCGGCUGGUGGUGCUGCUCUGCAACCUCAAGCCCCAGAAGAUGCGGGGUGUGGAGUCGCAGGGCAUGGUGCUGUGUGCCUCCAGCAUAGGGGAGCCGCGGCAGGUGGAGCCCCUGGACCCGCCGGCUGGGUGCUGCGCUGGGGAGCGUGUCUACGUGGAGGGGUAUGAGGACGGGGAGCCCGACGCCGAGCUCAAGCCGAAGAAAAAGGUCUUUGAGAAGCUGCAGGCCGAUUUCCGCAUCUCUGAGGAUUGUGUCGCCCAGUGGAAGCAGAAAAACUUCCUGACCAAGCUGGGGAGCAUCUCCUGUAAAAGCCUGAAGGGAGGGAGCAUCAGCUAACAAGUGACGGUGCUGCAGCUCCUGCCUGGUCCCCUCCACCACCUCUGCUCCCAGUCCUGCCAUCUCCCCCCAGUGCCCCGUGCAGGGGCCUCAGCCUGUGGGACCUGGGGGCUCUGGGACUGAAUCUGCAGCCUGGGGAGCUGCCCCCGCUGUCCCCUGGGCCGGCUCAGCUGGCAACUGUGGGGGACUGGCGGUGACACCGCACCCAAGGGACCUGUGUGACUUGUGCCCAUGGCCUCGGGCUGGAUGCUGGGGCCAUCGCUGCGCUCCUGGUUGUGCCACGGACCGGGACGGCGGGUGCUGCGGUGAGGGCAAAAAGGGAAAGCUGCUUGCUCAAACUGGUGUUGCUGCUAACGGAGCUGAGGACAACCGGGGGUCCCCUGCUCUGCCCAGGGACCCCCCAUUCAUGCUUCCCUGGGGCUGGUGCUGCCCUUUGGCCAGGAGCCCAGCAGCUCCGUCCUGAGCCUGUGGGGAGGCUGUGGGGGGUGUGGGCCUUAAAAACUGACUCGGGAACCAUCUGUCUGUCAUAAACCCAAAUAAAAUGUCAGUCUGACUGUG
Messenger RNA from Columba livia (rock pigeon), 2240 nucleotides. RefSeq names its product tyrosyl-tRNA synthetase 1 (gene YARS1). Bases 75 to 1682 code for a protein of 535 amino acids. NCBI's taxonomy places the organism in Eukaryota, Metazoa, Chordata, Aves, Columbiformes, Columbidae. The record is from RefSeq and is a predicted model, not a curated record. Gene Ontology annotation, biological process: tyrosyl-tRNA aminoacylation. Gene Ontology annotation, molecular function: ATP binding; tyrosine-tRNA ligase activity; tRNA binding. The transcript has 14 exons.